UCCAUCCACAAGGGCGAAAAAUGCCAAGCAGCAUUCCUUCCAAUAUCAUUCCAUUCGCAAGUUCGCCAAAUCUAAACCAGCAUGGGCAAGAAACUGGCCAACCGAAAGGAAGCCAAUCCGACGAAGCGAAUGACAUCUGGUGGCGGCGGAGGUGCCGAGAUGCAGUUGGACCAGCGCGGCGACGGUCUCUACAGCGGGACCUUUCGGUGGACGGACAGCAAGGCUUUCCCCAGUCUCCCCCCUCGACCCCUCCAUGGUUCUGGCAUCCCAACCGAACCUUUGGAAAGUGGCUGGCAAGGUUAUUUGACCAAGUGUCACACCGCCCACAAUCUCGUGCCAAUGGCAACCCAAGACCCGUCUUUUCUCGACGCUCUGUCGUUUCCAAUGACAUUUGUUUAUGCCGCUAAGACGUUGGGGCUCAUUGCCCGUAGUACUUCCAACGACCAAGAGCGCCGUCAUGUGGUGGUGGUGGGGGCGACAGUGAAAGCCGAGCAGCGAAUCUUCCAUAUCACGUCGUACUGGGACGAGGUUGCCGCGUUCUUUCCAGAGUUUCAAAUCACGCUGUGGUUUGUGGGGCCUGAAGUUGACAGUACGCGAGAUCCAACCUCCAAGGCGUCGCCGUUGAAUGUGCACUUUGUCCAGGGCACGGCAGGGGCGUUCUUGGCAGGCCAUCCCGCCCUCACAGCCCACAACUCUGUGCUUGUGGGGUACAACACCGGGUUUGGCAAUUUUGUAGAGUCGAACCGAUACGAUUUGCUCUGGAGUUGGCUGCCUGACUUAGUUGCUAUCGCAGACUCGGGCAUUCCGAGCAUUUUUGCAUGUGCAAACGACUAUGCAGACUUAAACGGAGAGUUUGCGAUUCAGUCUCGUGUGGUGGGGGCCAAUAUGGUCCUGCUGCCCAAGGAAAACCCAUUCUCGGCAGCCUCGCAUCUCCAUGAAGAAGGCAAGAAAGAGUCUGCUUGGUCCCGAGCGAACAGCUUCCUCUACGUUAUUCAAGGCGCUGACUCGUCACGCAGACACAAUCUAAAGCACGGCGACGUAAUGGGGCUCAACGCUCGAUUGGACCAAGUCCUCAACUUGCAUUAUGAGGACCGCCUUGGUCGCCACUUCUUCCUGGGGAUGAUACUCUCAAAGGAUCAAGCAGCACGAAGCAAGCUGCUGCAGAAGUUGCAUGGUCCGGACAACCAAGCGAUGCCAAGCCCGGCGAAGCAGGCGGUUGUUGGCCUAGCUCGUACAUCGGACAAGGAUCUGUCGACAGUGACACAGGCCAUGAGCAAAGUUGUCGUGAGCGAUGCCGCUGGCAAUCAAUUCAACCACGACAUUACCCAGCCUGAAUACACGAUCAUGUCUAACGCUGCCAAGACCGACAUGCGGAUCACUGUAUCAAUGCCACGAAUGGAGAGUGCUCAAGACCUGCAACUUGACUUGUCGAAGAGAACGCUCCGAGUCAUAGUGCCUAGCAUGUACCUGCUGGAAUUGCAUCUGCCAUGGGAUGUCGCCACCUCGAGGGAUAGCAUGCAGGCGGUGUAUGUGAAGAAGAGUUGCACGCUGUGCAUCGAGUUGCGCUCAGAGUUCUUGUGAUUUCGAUAUAACCGGAUGCAUCUUCCGGAUAAAAUAAAGACGUGCUCAAAUUUCGAAGCAGCA
Messenger RNA from Aphanomyces astaci, 1644 nucleotides. RefSeq lists its product as hypothetical. The transcript is spliced from 4 exons. The coding region runs from base 82 to 1581 and encodes 499 amino acids. NCBI's taxonomy places the organism in Eukaryota, Oomycota, Saprolegniomycetes, Saprolegniales, Verrucalvaceae. Gene Ontology annotation, cellular component: extrinsic component of mitochondrial inner membrane. The record is from RefSeq and is a predicted model, not a curated record.